This is a messenger RNA of Photinus pyralis (common eastern firefly), 2959 nucleotides long. Its product is annotated as nose resistant to fluoxetine protein 6-like. The coding region runs from base 277 to 2427 and encodes 716 amino acids. Gene Ontology annotation, molecular function: acyltransferase activity, transferring groups other than amino-acyl groups. The record is from RefSeq and is a predicted model, not a curated record. NCBI's taxonomy places the organism in Eukaryota, Metazoa, Arthropoda, Insecta, Coleoptera, Lampyridae. The transcript is spliced from 9 exons.
CUCACUUUGAAGAUUUGUCAAUUCAGUUCAUCUUCACGAUCAGCUGAAUAACAAUAAUCGUUCGAAAUAGGAUUCGUGGAUGUUAAAAAAUUCCCUCAUUGAGUAACAAAAUUGCGUCAAGUGGGGCAGAACUCCUUUCUCUCAUGGAGAGAUAACGUUUCGGGGGAUAACUUCGGUUAUGAUCAUCGUCUGUGUGUUACAGUAUUGAACGGAAAUUGACAGUGGAUGUGCAGUAUUUAAAAAAGAUGGUUAGUUUAUGUGACGAUAAGACAUAAGAUGGCCAAUUUAAAAAGAUGUGUUGGUUUCGUGGUGGUGGUUGUGUCAAUAGUACAAAGUUAUUGUGCGACUACGAAGUAUGUGUCGUACAAUUCUACGGACCUUUCGUAUUUAUCGAAUGGAAUUCAAAUACCGGUACCUCCAUCCGUAGAAGACGAAUCCAUCGAUCAAGACGUAUCGACAGAGCAAUUACCGGAUAUGGAGUGGAUGUCGCGUUUAUAUAACCACCAUAAUUGGAAGAGACGACUAACGAGCGUAAAGAAUCCGGAAUGUCGCUCUGAUCUAUCCGUCUAUUUGGAUGAGCUGCAAAAUAACACGCUUUGGGCUAUUAAAAUGCACGAUGCAUCGGGAAGAUAUUCUAGUCAAUUUUUCUUUGGGAACGACUACUGGUUGGGCUCCAGCACCCUGUGCGCGGAAUUGGCAAUCCCUGAAGAAAACGCCGUUCUUCCGCCAUUUCCUGUAUACUUUUAUGUCGGAAUCAUUAGGAUAAACGUUAACGUUAACAUUACUCCGGUGACACGUCAACUACACUUGGGACAAUGUCUUCCAAGAUCAUGUACCACAUCCGAUAUCCGACGUCUACUAAAACAAGAACGGUCCCAAGCAACUUCACUUUCAGUGGUUUCUGUACGCGCAGUACCCGGCGAUUAUUCAAUGCUGCAGGAUAUCAAAUUUCACAUCUUAAGUGCAGUCACGACAUUUGUACUUGUGUUAAUAUUGAUCUCAACGGCGGUGGACUACUGUUUGUCCAAGGAUAAAGAUGUUGAAGUAACGAAGCAAUAUGGAACAACUGCAGAUCCUGACCUUUCCAAAAAGAGUGUGAAAGUUGGAAUAUUUGAACUGCCCAAGAACGUGCUGCUCUGUUUUUCUGCAAUUACAAACGGAAGAAGAAUUUUAAACGUGGAUCAUUUGAAUAAGGAGUCAAUUGCUUGCUUGCACGGACUUCGUUUUUUCUCAAUUUCCUGGAUCAUUCUCGUGCACAGUUACCUGGAGGUUUUCGCCGUUGCCGAUAAUAAAACGUUGAGGACCGUUACCGAACGUUCCUACCUUUAUCAGACGAUUUCCAAUGGAACGUUUUCGGUAGACACGUUUUUCUUUAUAAGCGGCCUUCUCCUUACCACAACAUAUCUAAAGCGUGAACUAAAAACGCCAACGGAAAGUGGGGAAGCGCAAAGGGACGGCAUUGGAUUAAGCGUGGCAAAAAAUAUCCUGCUAAUACUUUAUCGAUACAUUCGAUUAACACCAGCCUACCUCUUUGUGCUGGGACUUAACGAAUUGGCAAUUCGUUAUUACCACAACUUUUCAGUGUUUAGUCCAGCAAUAAUCGACCACAUCAGUUGCCCCGAGCACUGGUGGCGCAACGCUCUGUACAUAAACAACUUUUAUCCUCUGACGGAGUUCUGCAUGUUAUGGUCUUGGUAUAUGUCCAACGAUAUGCAGUUCUUUGUAAUUGCGAUUGUACUCUUGGCAAUUGCCGCAAGGAAUGAGAAAUGUUUCCGAUGGAUUGUUGGGACGGUCGUUGUGUUUCUAUUCACGUCGUGGGUUGUCACAUUCAUAAUUGCGAUGCAGUAUAAGUAUGUGGCCAGGAUUGAGGAACCGUUCGCUUUAUUCGACCAACUGUACGAUAAACCAUGGUUAAGGAUCGGUCCUUACUUGAUCGGAAUGGCCACUGGUUAUCUACUCUUGAGGAUGAAGUACAAAAUGGUGAUGCCGAAAGUAGUCGUAUUUGGGGCGUGGGUACUUUCAUUAGGUUGCCUGUUGGUGUUAGUGUAUGGAUUAGGAAGAGACGGACUUGUGAUACCAGUUUCGGCGUUCUAUGCUUCUUUGGGACAUACAGCAUGGGGAUUGGCAAUUGCAUGGAUAACAAUUGCGUGCAGUACAGGAUACGGAGGACCAAUAGAUUCGGUACUCAGUUUUAGAGGAAUUUAUCCGCUAAGUAGGCUGACGUACUGCGCCUAUUUAAUACAUCCCGUAAUUAUGUGCAUAACAAGUUUUGAAAUGGAUGGCCCGUUCCAUUUGCAUCAGAUAAUUAUGUUAAUUGUGCACUUUGGAAACACUGUUGCUUCAUUUGUGGCGGCAUUUUUAAUUUCAUUGGGAUUUGAAGCACCUUUUGUAGGACUAAUAAAAAUUAUGACAGGUGGAAAGAGAUGAAAGUGCACUGUUUCUACCGGUAAAAUUGAAUAUUUUUCCAUAUUAACGAUUAUAGGGUGCACUUGACACCAUAUACACCGGAUAUAAUGUUAAUGUUGAUUGUUGAGCAUAAUUUAAGUUUUUUAAGCUCUAAUUAAUCUGCCACAUUGGCAUAGUCAAAGUUACCUGUAUGUAGUUUAAUCAUAGCGUUAAAGACAAGACUUAAUUGUUAUUGUGUUUGUGAUACGUUUUAGUUAUUACGUAAUAGAGGACACCAUACUUUUACGCUACAGAUCUCGUUUACCUACACUUUCAAAAAUUUCGCCGUUAUCAGUUUAGGAUCAAUCUUUGCUCUCGUCUUUUUCGUGAAUACAGUCGCCGGACGUUUGGACCUCACUCGGUAAACAAUGAUCAAAGAAAUGCGAAAGAUGGGAUACUAUGUUAUAUUAAUUUGACGAUACGCACGAGCUACUUACUGUAACAAUUGUAGGGACGUCGUACGUACUCAGCAAUAAAUAAAAUAUUUGUAACGAAUUAUAUUAAUAAAUAAAAC